GUUAUAUACUAUUAUGUUUUUGAACCUUAACAAUAUUCUAAGGAUUUUUUUUAUUUAGAGCUCAAAUGUUUGUAUCAUUGUUGCAAACUUUUCUGGCUUUCCUGUUUGUAUCCUUUUCCUUGCUUUAGGAUGCUGCUUUAGAACCAAAAUGGAAGGCAUUCCAGACAGUUAUAUUUCUUGAGCGGGACGAUGGUCUCCAUGAUUCUGGUAAAAUUGCUGCUUUUGAUUUUGAUGGUUGUCUGGCUGACACGUCCGUUAAAAGAGUUGGUGCAGAUGCCUGGUCCCUUAUGUAUCCUUCAAUACCAGAGAAGCUGCAGAAUCUUUAUGAAGAGGGCUUUAAGCUGGUAAUCUUUACAAACGAAUCCAAUAUCGACCGCUGGAAGAACAAAAGGCUGGUAGCUGUGGACUCAAAAGUUGGACGUCUUAACAAUUUCAUCAAGCAAGUAAAGGUUCCGAUGCAGGUUUUUAUAGCUUGCGGGAUAGGCAGUUCUGGUGGUAAAGCUGAUGAUCCUUUCCGCAAACCAAAUACUGGGAUGUGGCAUAUUAUGGAGAAAAUUUUCAAUUCUGGCAUUCCAAUUGAUAUGGAUCAAUCCUUUUAUGUCGGCGAUGCUGCUGGGAGACCCAAUGAUCACAGUGAUGCUGAUAUAAAAUUUGCACAGGCGACAGGAUUGAAAUUUUACGUACCUGAGGACUAUUUCAGCACUUAGUUUUGGUUAGUAGCUGCUGAUGCACAACAUAGCGUAUGCUUCUCACUUAUCAGUGACUGACAUGUAGUACUUUAUUAGUUCUAAGCUAUCUGUAAUAUCUUUUUAACAGCAAAACCUGAACUCAAAUUGUGAUCGGAGGUUGUUAUGUUUUAGAUUGGUUCUUAAAUCUUAAGGACCAUUUUCCUUU
Messenger RNA from Hibiscus syriacus, 894 nucleotides. Its product is annotated as polynucleotide 3'-phosphatase ZDP-like. The transcript is spliced from 7 exons. The coding region runs from base 288 to 707 and encodes 139 amino acids. The record is from RefSeq and is a predicted model, not a curated record. Gene Ontology annotation, molecular function: polynucleotide 3'-phosphatase activity; double-stranded DNA binding; ATP-dependent polydeoxyribonucleotide 5'-hydroxyl-kinase activity. NCBI's taxonomy places the organism in Eukaryota, Viridiplantae, Streptophyta, Magnoliopsida, Malvales, Malvaceae. Gene Ontology annotation, biological process: DNA repair.